GUUUGUUUAUGUUUUGGAAAAAUCGUUUUUUGGAGAAAAUUGUGCCGGAAAAUCCAUUGAAUCGGGAAAAUGUGGUCGAGUUUCGAGUUGUAUUUCGAUGACGAUGAGGAUGAGGAUGAUGAGGAUGAUGAGGAAGAUGAGGAAGAUGAGGAAGUAGAGGAGGAUGUGAAGGAUGUGGAGGACGAGAAGAAAUCGCUGCCGGAAAAUAAAAAAUCCAUUUUUACGCGCAGAAAUCUUCGUUACGCGUCGGACCCGCUUUCGCUUCCGGAAGAGGAUUUUCAGAAAUGGGUUGGCCUGAACAAGGAAAUCGUCCUGUAUUUAGUGGAUUCUUUAAAACCGGAAUUUAAAAUGACUUACCGAUGUACGGCAACUCCGCUCAUUCUGAAAAUCUGCGCCUCUCUUCGGUUCCUUACUACCGGUAAUUACCAGCAAGGCGUCGGAAAUGAUACAUAUUUCGGUCUAUGCCAGUCCGCGGUCUCCACUUAUCUUACCGAGUUUCUGGAGGCUGCGGAGAAGAAAAUUUGCCCCGAUUGGAUCAAAGCGGGAAUGACCGAAGCGGAAAAGCAAAACGCAAGGACACACUUUUACCGCGAAUCGGAGCUACCCGGUAUCAUUCAAGCGAUUGAUUGCACACACAUAAAAAUAGUCAAUCCCGGAAAGGACCCGAAACGUGUUUAUCGCAACAAGAAGGGAUUCUACAGCUUGAACGUACUGCUGGCGUGCGAUCACGAGUUAGUUUUCCGAUCUGUCGAAGCCAAAUACCCUGGGGCUUAUCAAGAUGGGUUCAUUUGGAAUAUCUCUGCACUGCGGCAAAAGAUGUACGAGGAUUACGAACGUGGCGAAAGACCGCGCCUAGUUGGAGAUGCUGCGUUUCCCCAGGACUACAUAUUAUUUACACCUUACAGAAAUGCCGUUCCCGGCAGUCGUGAAGAACUUUACAACCAAAAACACAAGCAAGCUAAAAGCAUUAUUGAUAGAGCGAUUGCCUUGCUGAAAACUCGUUUUCGAUGUUUGCUCGGUACCAAGGAGUUAUUCUACGUCCCAAAAAAGGCAGCAACUAUCGUGAACGUUUGCGUUGCUCUUCACAACAUAUGCCGAGCACACAAAAUAGCAGAUCCACCGAUUGAGCCUAUUGAAACGGACCCUCCGGAAAACUUCUAUGAUGGCAGCGAGGAUGUCAGUGCAACACGUAUUAGGGACUCCAUUAGGGAAUCAUUGCUGUAGGUACGAACUAUUACUUAAAAGAUGUAAUGUGUUUUCCUUCUUUAAAAAUUAUGUAUUCGUUAAGAGCAGUAAAUACGACGCUGAUUGGCACAUGAUCGCCGAGGUUGAUCUCGCAAUUGUGCCCACGGCAAGGCUGUAGUAGACCAGAUUUGGUACUGAAAUAAAAUGAAGCGAUCAGCGAAUCUGUGGUAAUACGGUGUACGAACAAAUGAAUGCAGGAGGUGUGAACGUGCUUACCGAUGCUGCAACGAUUACUACUGAAGAUAGUGUGCACCGCUUAGUUAACGGAACCGCACAGUCACUGGAUGAGAAGAAGGGUCAGCUGCAUCAUCCUCAGGAGGACACGAUCGCGGCUGAUAUGUUAUGAUGUAAAGCGAAAUGGUAUCAGCGCUGUUAAAGAGAAACACUGCAUUUACAGAAAAAAUACGAUGGAAAAUAGCUUUUCACGAUUGCAUAGAUUCUCACCAGAUUAAGAUAACAUUAGUGAAGCUUUUUAUACUAGAAGCUGCGUGACCCCAAUUUGUGGUGAGGCUUAUAGCUUAUGGCAAAUAAACUAUUCUACUCUUAUGCCUGUUCUA
Messenger RNA from Anopheles darlingi, 1802 nucleotides. Its product is annotated as putative nuclease HARBI1. The record is from RefSeq and is a predicted model, not a curated record. The transcript has 3 exons. Bases 70 to 1224 code for a protein of 384 amino acids. Lineage: Eukaryota; Metazoa; Arthropoda; Insecta; Diptera; Culicidae.